This is a messenger RNA of Staurois parvus, 333 nucleotides long. Lineage: Eukaryota; Metazoa; Chordata; Amphibia; Anura; Ranidae. The record is from the annotation of a GenBank genome assembly.
UCAUCUGGCAGAACCGCGGGCACCGCGGUCACUGGCACCAAGCUCGACAGCGGGCACCGAGUCAUCUGGCAGGACAGCGGGCACCGAGUCAUCUGGCAGAACCGCGGGCACUGGGUCACCAAGCUUGACAGCGGGCCAUCAGGCAUCGGGUCAUCUGGCUCGACAGUGGGUACCGGGUCAUCUUGCUCGACAGCGUGUACCGGGUCAUCUGGUUCGACAGCGGGCACCGGGUCAUCUGGCUCGACAGUGGGUACCAGGUCAUCUGGUUCGACAGCGGGGCCACCGGGUCAUCAGGCAUGGGGUCAUCUGGCUCGACAGUGGGCACCGAGUCAU